AUGUGGUACUCUUCGGUCGCGGCCGUCCUUGUCGGAGCCCUGGCCUGGGGCGCCCAGGCGCAGGAUGACAUGCGACGCAUAUCGCUGCGAACACACACGCUCGAGCAGCCUUACCUCGACUCGGAUAUGCAGAGCCGAUGGUUCGACUUUGGCGGCGACACGAUUGUGCGCACCGAUUCCUACGUUCGCCUUACCUCGGACCGCCCCUCGCAGAGCGGAUGGCUCUUCUCGCGCGUCCCGCUGACGGCGACGAACUGGGAGGUCGAGGUCGAGUUCAAGAUUUCGGGCAAGAACCAGCUGUUCGGCGACGGUCUCGCUAUGUGGGUGACGCGCCAGCGCGGCGAGAUGGGCCCCAUCUUUGGCAGCAGCGACAAGUUUGACGGCCUGGGUGUCUUCAUCGACACGUACAAGAACAACCGGCCCGGCGUGGUGUUCCCCUACGUCAUGGCGAUGCACAGCGACGGCAGCAAGUUCUACGACAAGAACAACGACGGCAAGGACGCCGAGCUGGCGGGCUGCUCGGCACGCGGCAUCCGCCACGCCUCGGUCCCGACCAAGCUGCGCCUGACGUACUUUCAGGACAAGUACCUGCGGCUGGAGCUGCAAUACAAGAACGAGGACGAGUGGCAGACGUGCUUCGACGUCGACCGCCCCCCGCAGCUGCCCAACAUUGCCUACCUGGGCUUCAGCGCCGAGACGGGCGAGCUCAGCGACAACCACGACAUUGUGUCGGUCAAGACGUACAACCUCUACGCCAACCCCGGCUCGCCCUCGGCGCAGCGCGACAACGCCAACAGCAACCGCGGCGGCCGCAGCUCGUACAGCAACUACUCGUCCAAGGGCGGCGGCUCGUGGACCUGGUUCUUCACCAAGAUCAUUCUCUUCUUCAUCGCCGCCGGUGGUGCGUACGUCGGCUUCACCGCCUACCGCGCCAAGUACCGCAGCCACCGCUUCUAA
Molecule: messenger RNA, 957 nt
Organism: Akanthomyces muscarius
Lineage: Eukaryota; Fungi; Ascomycota; Sordariomycetes; Hypocreales; Cordycipitaceae
Exons: 4
Coding region: 1-957 (318 amino acids)
Biological process (GO): endoplasmic reticulum to Golgi vesicle-mediated transport; Golgi organization; endoplasmic reticulum organization
Cellular component (GO): COPII-coated ER to Golgi transport vesicle; endoplasmic reticulum-Golgi intermediate compartment; endoplasmic reticulum membrane
Molecular function (GO): D-mannose binding
Source: RefSeq, a predicted model, not a curated record